GGUGGUACAACCAGUUGAGUAGACAGUCAGUACAACCGCAAAAGAAUGAUAUUGAAUAAUUUUUUGCACAUACCACGUUUUCGAAGCACCGUGCCGCCGUUUGUUAUCAGUGGACAGCGAUUGUUACACUAUGUUAAUAAUUGUUUCAACGUGUUUGAUUGUUAAAUUGUUUCAUCACCUUCGUAAUCUAUCCGCUGACCACUUGCUCGCUGCUCACUAUAAUAACUGGCUGUCGUGAACUCGUGAACUGUGUUGUGAUCUAGGCAAUUGAGAAUAAUCGUAGGAGGCCGGAAGAUUAUUAUUGCCAAUUAUUAUUUUCUACGAAUAUUUCGUCGUGACGAAUCAGUUCUGACCUACCUUUUAGUCGUUUACGACACAAUUCGAACGAUUUCCCAUUAGAACACGUUACUUUUUCUGGGUUUGUACUUUUCGCCGUCCCCACGUGUGAUACAUCGAGGUACUUAAAAAAAAUUAAAAUGUACUUACGUCCAAUAUUCCGUACUUUGGUUAAUGCUCAACGGCUUCAUUUCAAAAACAAACUUGUUACAAUGUCAACAAUCGAAGCUAAAUAUAAUACCAAAAUAUCAGAUCCAAAUUUAAGUCUGCCAUUGGAGACAGCUGAUCCUGAACUGUAUGCUUUAGUCUAUCAAGAAUCUCAGCGACAAAGGAAAGGACUUGAACUUAUUGCAUCAGAAAAUUUUACCUCAGUUUCUGUUUUACAAUGUCUAGGAUCUUGUUUAACUAACAAAUAUUCAGAAGGUCUUCCAGGUGCUAGAUACUAUGGUGGUAAUCAAGUAAUUGAUCAGAUUGAAGUUCUAUGCCAAAAAAGGUGUCUUGAAACAUUUUCUUUGGAUCCAAAUCUUUGGGGUGUCAAUGUUCAACCAUAUUCUGGUUCACCUGCAAAUGUUGAAGCUUAUACUGCUCUUAUUGGAGGUAGCAAAGGACGAAUAAUGGGCUUGGAUUUACCGGAUGGUGGUCAUAUCAGUCACGGUCUGAUGGCUCAAAAAAAAAGAUUGUCUGCUGCAUCAAUAUUUUUUGAAACUUUACCAUAUCAUGUAAAUAUGGAAACUGGGUUAAUUGAUUAUGAUGAGUUGGAAAAAUCUGCAAAGAAUUUUAAGCCUGAUAUUAUCAUUGCUGGUGUAACUUCCUACCCACGGACAUUGGACUAUAAACGUUUUAAAACAAUAGCUCAGGCUAAUGAUUCAUACUUGAUGGCUGAUAUGUCACAUAUUAGUGGUUUAGUUGCUGCUGGUGUUAUUCCCUCACCUUUUGAAUAUUGUGAUGUGGUCACUUCUACUACUCAUAAAACAUUGAGAGGUCCUCGUGCUGGAGUCAUAUUUUAUCGUAAAGGAGUUAAAUCGGUAUCAAAGACUGGGGAAAAUGUUAUGUAUGACUUGGAAGAUCGUGUAAAUGCUGCGGUUUUCCCAGGAUUUCAAGGAGGACCUCACAAUAAUGCCAUUGCAGGAAUAGCAGCUGCUAUGCGCUUAGCAACUACCCAAGAGUUUAAAGACUACCAAAAAAGAGUUUUGAGCAAUUGUAAACAGUUAGCUGAAUCCCUUAAACAGCUUGGAUACAAAAUAUCUACUGAUGGUACAGAUGUGCAUAUGUUGUUAGUUGAUCUUCGACCAAUUAAUUUGACAGGUUCUAAAGCAGAGUUUACACUACAAACUAUAGAAAUCGCGUGUAAUAAAAAUACUGUUCCUGGUGACAAAAGUGCAAUGAAUCCUUAUGGUAUUCGUUUGGGUACUCCAGCUCUCACUACACGAGGAAUGGUAGAAAAUGACAUUGUUAAAGUUGCCGAAUUAAUUCACAAAGGUUUGAACUUGGCAUUGGAUGCUCAAAAAGUAUCUGGUCCAAAAUUAGUGAAUUUCAAAUCYACUCUUACUUCAGAUCCAGUGUUUGUUAAUCGUGUUAAAGACUUAACAAAAGAAGUUGAAGAUUUUGCAGAACAGUUUUAUAUUCCUGAACAAUAAAUAGUUUUAUCAAACACUAAAACAAUAACAUCAUAGUCUAAUAUUGUGCCAAAUUCCAAAUUUAUAUUUUUGAUACUACAUCAAUUUAUUUUAUACAUUCCAAAAAAUUAUCAAUGAUUUCAG
Molecule: messenger RNA, 2096 nt
Organism: Diuraphis noxia (Russian wheat aphid)
Lineage: Eukaryota; Metazoa; Arthropoda; Insecta; Hemiptera; Aphididae
Gene: Shmt
Product: serine hydroxymethyl transferase
Biological process (GO): tetrahydrofolate interconversion
Cellular component (GO): mitochondrion; nucleus; cytoplasm
Molecular function (GO): pyridoxal phosphate binding; glycine hydroxymethyltransferase activity
Source: RefSeq, a predicted model, not a curated record